Messenger RNA from Setaria italica (foxtail millet), 1035 nucleotides. RefSeq names its product dnaJ homolog subfamily C member 28. The coding region runs from base 73 to 732 and encodes 219 amino acids. Lineage: Eukaryota; Viridiplantae; Streptophyta; Magnoliopsida; Poales; Poaceae. The record is from RefSeq and is a predicted model, not a curated record. The transcript has 3 exons.
GGCGUCGUGUAAGCUGCGCAGCCACAGGCGGGCCCGUGGGUCGCCGUCCAUCGAUCGCCGCCAGGGUCUCCAAUGGCGGUGCUGGCCGCCGCACCGCGCCGCCUCCUCGCGCCCGCCCGCAGCCGCCGCGCCUUCUGGUCGGCCUCCUGGAGCGCCGACCCGGCCGCUCCCUCCGCCUCGUCGCCGCCCCCGGACAGCAAGAAGAAGAAGUCGCCGUCCGGGUCUGCCCACCACCGCCUGGCCGCCGUCAUGGACGCCGUAAACGAGCGCAAGCUCCCUCCCGAGCUCCGCGGCCGAGGCAACGCAGUAAGGUCUGAAACUGACAUUGUAAAUGUCGUUGAACAAAGAAUAUGGCAUUCAAUGGAAGAAGGGCACUUUGAAAAUCUACCAGGGAAGGGAAAACCCCUGAACAUCGAUUCCAAUCCUCAUGCCGAUCCUGCUGAAGACACCCUUUACCGGAUACUUUCGAGAAAUGGUUGUGCACCUGAAUGGGUUGAACUGAAUAAGGAAAUCCGUGGCAUGAUUGCGAGCUGGAGGUCAGCAUUAAAGAAGGCUUGGGCAAACCAGUCUGAAGAUGAUGGUUUUAGCUGGAAUGAUGACUGCAGGAUUCUCCAGGAACAAAUUCGCCAGAUAAAUGAUAAGGUUUUCCGGUACAACCUGAUAGUACCUUUUGGGCGGCAGAUGUUUGGUCUGAACUGGGACAAGGAGGUGGAAAAACUGAAGUCGGAAUAAGAAGAAACAAGGACAAGGAGGUGGACAGAUUGAAGUAAGGACAUAGCAUUGGGGAGCAGAGCACUAUGCUCCUGGAUUUUUGUUGUAUCAAAAUGACCUGUUACUAGGACUAUCUAGUAGCACAUACAAAUACUUUGUUGUUACUCCAUGAAGAGAGGAAGUAUAGGUAUUUACACGUACUAGGAUUUUAAUUAGUAUGUAUACUUUUGAAAACCAUGUGUUUUGGGUGCUGUAGCCCAUUUUGCAGUAGCAAAACUCUAUAUGUUGUGUGAGUUGGGGCUGUUGGAACUGUUGUGAUUACAA